UGAAGGUGUUUCGAAUGAAUGCAGUACAGCAGCCUGAAUCAGAAGCACAAGGCCUUUGGUGAAGGAUGCUGUCGCGUGUGAUCCGCCGCUUCGCCCCCCGCGUAGCUCGUCCUGCUAUCGCCGCCAAUGUGGACCUGGAUACGGAGACCCAUGGGCUUCGCUUCCUUCACCUGCCUCUUCUCCCGUCGAAAUUCCCACAACCCGCUCCACAGGUCUGCAAGCGGCCGAGUCUCCUCGAUCCACUUUUGAAGCUCCAUCUCAUUCGAAGUCAAUUGCUCUACGGAUUAAGCGUUGUGGGUGUGCCACCGCCCAAAGAACCAGUGGAUGUGCCCCCUCACAUUACCUUCGACCUCAACUCGUUGCUCGAGACAAGUCCCCAUUUGCCACCGAACGAGAUCCAGCAAGACUAUUCUUUUGAUCGUCGAUCGUCCAUCGACGAAAUUCCGAUGGAGCGUUACGUUGCAUUGGGCCAACACUUGUACCAGAGCAUGAUGUGGACCACACAUCCGUGUGCGUGGCAUGCAGUUGGCCAGCGAUGUGCCUAAGACUAUGAGAAGAGCCAUAAUGGAAUAUGCCCUGUGGUAGUUCGUUCCCUUGCAUGUUUCUGAGGUAUGAUGAACGUUAAAAUAUCGACAUUCUACUGGCCCAGCAUUUCCUUUUUCCACUUGGCCACCAACGCUUGGGAGGCCGCCGCCACUUGGUCGCUUGGGUGCUUUCGCAGCUUGUUGACACUUCGACCGAGGCCCGUCUCCUUGAGCGUCUCCAUCGUCAGCUUCAUCGCGUUCAGGUCUUGCAGCAUCGCCAUGGCGAGGGUCGCGUCCAGCGCUUUCACGUCGGUCGUGCUUUCCAGCGUGAGUUGGAUGCGGUGCAACGUAUCGUCCAGUGGAAUCUACAACACAAUAUAUAUUUACAGUGUGGAACUAAAUGGAAGAAUAUAUAUAUAUAUCUUGUACCA
Aphanomyces astaci is the source of this 955-nucleotide messenger RNA. RefSeq lists its product as hypothetical. The coding region runs from base 66 to 545 and encodes 159 amino acids. The transcript has a single exon. The record is from RefSeq and is a predicted model, not a curated record. NCBI's taxonomy places the organism in Eukaryota, Oomycota, Saprolegniomycetes, Saprolegniales, Verrucalvaceae.